Molecule: messenger RNA, 2607 nt
Organism: Bipolaris sorokiniana ND90Pr
Lineage: Eukaryota; Fungi; Ascomycota; Dothideomycetes; Pleosporales; Pleosporaceae
Exons: 1
Coding region: 323-2371 (682 amino acids)
Biological process (GO): arachidonate metabolic process
Cellular component (GO): membrane
Source: RefSeq, a predicted model, not a curated record
CCUGAAUUAUCGGAUUCCGGCACGUCAUAGGUUUCAAUCGACUCUGGUAGCGCAGCCUUGCAGGCAACACUGAUAUUCAUAGAGGACUCGAGCACCUGACUCAUUGUGUCACCACUACUGCAGGGACUUGGAAGAGGCCGCCCCAGGACAGAUCUAGAUAUAUAGGUGGCAUUUGAAUCUAGUCGUCACAUCCUCCUGUACUACCUACAUUUGCAACCAACAACGCACUCGCAGAUUUAAAAACCAGUGAAGCUACUGGACCACCGGAUCAAACACAGAACACAGAAAGACAACCAUCUGCCUAUCUGAGCAAACCUCAGACAUGGAGCUUUCCAACUCGGAGAGGAACCCAAAUGCGCCACUACGGUUGCUCUCGCUUGAUGGAGGAGGUGUGCGCGGAUUGUCAUCACUACUUGUCCUCGAGACACUGAUGGAAAACAUUGCUUUGGAAGAGAAGAGACUUGGAAGGAGGGCGAUGAACAAUCAUGAGCCACUCAAGCCAUGUGAUUAUUUUGACCUCAUUGGCGGCACAUCGACUGGAGGAAUCAUAGCCAUUAUGCUUUCGCGGUUACGGCUCGACUGCAAGCAGUGCAUAGCCGUUUACAGCAAGCUGGCUGAGCAGAUUUUCAAGCACGACCGAUCCAUCAAGGCAUUCGGUAUGAAAGUGCCCACAGGAGCCAGCCGGUUCUCCGGUGCCGUGCUCGCAAACGCCAUCAAGACCGCACUCGAAGAUUUGGGCUUCGACCCUAACGAACUCAUGUGGGACGAGGCGCUAUUCGAAGAGGUGGAAGAGGCAAACGAACUACCUAGGGACAGCAUCUGGGCAGAUGCCGCACCGGAGUUGGUACUCACGGAAAGUCCACUAGCGACUAUGAAGAACUCAUUGGCUUCACUGGAGUCGGGUCCACCGCUUAGUACUACAAGCACAACAAGGCCUUCAUCUACACUCUACAGUUCAAGUCCAUUCACUCCAAAAGCACCCACACGAAGCCCUACAUGGAAACUCCACAAGCGGCAAUCAGUUCAUCGGAAAGCAAAUGCAAAGGGCUGUCGCGGCUUUGUGCUCACCUCACUCAAGAACGCACUAGGGCUUCCAAGGAUCCUAUCUACAUAUGAUCCAAACGACCGAACUACUCGCAUCUGGGAAGCGUUACGGGCGACAUCGGCAGCACCGACAUUUUUCGAAGAAAUGCAGUUUGGCACACCAAAAGUCACAUACCUCGACGGUGGUGUAGGAUUCAACAAUCCCUGUGCAGAAGUCGACUACGCAGCCAAAGCACUAUGGGAGAACCGGUCCAUUGGCGUCAUAGUCUCCGUCGGGACGGGCCUCCAGAGCAUCCCCAGCGUAAAGAAGAUGGCCUCGUGGCUCCCCUUUGGUCUCGGAACCGACAUCUCAAUCGCCAGCGCGCUCACCGGCAUGGCAACUAGCACAGCACGCGUCGACAACGAAAUGAAGCGCAUGUACAGCAACUCCGACACAAAGUACUUCCGCUUCGACGUAGACCGUGGCCUCGCCGACGUCAGUCUCGAGCAAUGGAUGAAGGAAGACGAAAUGGCUAGCCUAACGGAACUCUACAUGAACGACGGCCAACAAAUCCGCGCCGCCCGCGACUUUGGCGAGCGCAUGGCCAAACUCUCUGCUCUCCCUCCCAAAUUCGAAAUUGGCGCCACCCAAUUCACCGUCGGCAUGACCAACACCCGCAAACUCGACGACUCCUUCAAACUCGUCCACGUAGAUUUCAAGAGCGGAAUGCCCAUCGGCACCGGCCUCGAUGUAACCCUCAGCCCACCGAACCGCAGCACCUCGCCCACGGGCGAAGGCGGCCUCGCUCUCGACGACACAGGCCGCCUGCGCAAAAUCUACCCCGUAGCCGCGGACCUGGACCAUGACGGACGCCGCGAGGAGGCAGCCGUAUACCAGUGUCUCCACGCCGAUAAUAUCUGUCUCCGCAGCAUCAAAACGGGGAUUCCACAGGGCAAAUACAAAGUCUCCUUCAUCGCCUCUUUUCACUCUUCCGACCACACGCCUCCGUGUGACAUCAUUUUCAGCGUGGGCAAACCGUAUGAUGUGGAGAACUUUGUAACGCGGUUUGUGGAUGUCAAGAUUACGCCGGAUGUUGCGGCCGUGUUGCUCCAGCCUGAUGCUAUUCGGGUGCGUGUGGGUAGUCGCCGGUAUGAGGAGUAUAAGGGGAAGGGGUGGGUGGAGAUUCAGGGGGAUAUUGAGAUUAGUGUUGGAUUGGAUGGCGCAUUGGGGUUCUUGAUUAGUAAGAGGUACAAGAAGGAUGUUUUUGUUGAUGGGUGGAGUUUUGGCGGGGUGAGGCUGGAGCCGGUGUUUGGGAAUAGUGUGAUUGGAAGUCCGAGGAUUGUGUGAUGAUGGUGAAGGGAGGAUGUAUGUUCUUUCUUUCUUUCUUUUUGUUUGGGGGGCUGCAUGGUUGGUGUUUGCUAGCGUUUUUAUUCUUGUUCAUGUUUUUUCUUCUUCUUGCAUAUAUGUACAACGACAUAGAGGUCUGACUAGGUUGGCUGUUUUUUUUUAUGAAUGGGUUGGGAUUCAUGAUAGGAUGGGAUUAUGUCGUCUAAAAUGAUCAAUGCAUUUAGUGAACCUUUGCC